Messenger RNA from Octopus sinensis (East Asian common octopus), 956 nucleotides. Its product is annotated as zinc finger protein 431-like. Gene Ontology annotation, cellular component: transcription regulator complex; PcG protein complex. The transcript is spliced from 5 exons. Gene Ontology annotation, molecular function: RNA polymerase II cis-regulatory region sequence-specific DNA binding; DNA-binding transcription factor activity, RNA polymerase II-specific. Lineage: Eukaryota; Metazoa; Mollusca; Cephalopoda; Octopoda; Octopodidae. Gene Ontology annotation, biological process: regulation of transcription by RNA polymerase II. The record is from RefSeq and is a predicted model, not a curated record. Bases 1 to 873 code for a protein of 290 amino acids.
AUGUUAAAAUAUAACAAUGAAUAUGAGAUGUUAGUGUGUGAUAUUUGUGGUAUAUCAUACGCUCAUAGGAGUAGCCUUACUUCUCACAGAUCCAUUCAUGCAGAAGAGAAACCAUAUCAAUGCGAUAUCUGUGAUAAAUCCUUUUUCUUAAGAAGUUAUUUAACUGCUCAUCAACUUUCUCAUACUAAUGAGAGGCCAUAUCAGUGUGAUAUUUGUGGUAAAUCAUUCACUCGAAAAGGUAACCUUACCACUCACAAAUACACUCAUACAGGGAAGAAACCAUAUCAAUGUGAUAUUUGUGGUAAAUCAUUCUCUCAAAAAAGUAGCCUUACUUCUCACAAAUACAUUCAUACAGGUGAGAAACCAUAUCAGUGUGAUAUCUGUGGAAAAUCUUUCUCUCAGAAGAUCGGCCUUACUUCUCACAAAUACAUUCACACAGGAGAUAAACCAUAUCAAUGUGACAUCUGCAAUAAAUCAUUCUCUCAGAAUAGUGGCCUUACUUAUCACAAAUCCAUUCAUACAGGAGAGAAACCAUAUUCUUGUGAUAUUUGUAGCAAAUCAUUUGCUUUUAAAGGUAAUCUAAUUGCUCACAAAUAUAUUCACACAGAUGAGAAGCCAUAUCACUGUGAUAUCUGUGGUAAAUCAUUCUGUCAGAAGAAUAGCCUUACUUCUCAUAAAUACAUUCACACAGGUGAGAAACCAUAUCACUGUGAUGUCUGUGGUAAAUCUUACUCUCGAGAAAGUGAAUUAUCUGUGCACAAACGCAGUCAUACAGGUGAGAAACCAUUUCCAUGUGAUGUCUGUGGUAAGUCAUUCUCUGCAAAAAGUUCUUUGGUAAGACACAAACACACUCAUAUUGGAGAGAAACUGUAAUUAUGAUGUGAAUCUUUCAUUCAAAUAUUGUUGAUUAACCCCUUACCCAACAAUUAUUUUGAAAAUAAAUGUAUUUUUUCAGA